GCCCACAGACGCAUGGAGAAGGACAAGGUAUCAGAUGCGCUGGCCAACAAGGCAUCUGCCCUGGACGGACUCAAACAGGCCUGCCGGGACAAGCGCACAUGGUUAUUCGUUCUCAUGCAGUAUUUCCACUUGUCUGCCUGUUCCUUCAACAGUUUCUUCCCGACGGCCGUAUACGUGCCGUUAUAACCCGACAUGGUCCAUAGACGAAAGCCACGAAACCAAUGCAUGUCUACAGUCUGCUAACUAACUGGGUAAUAUGCAGCGUCGUGCGCACUCUCGGCUUCGGCACGACCGUCA
Sodiomyces alkalinus F11 is the source of this 297-nucleotide messenger RNA. RefSeq lists its product as hypothetical. The coding region runs from base 13 to 186 and encodes 57 amino acids. The record is from RefSeq and is a predicted model, not a curated record. The transcript has a single exon. Lineage: Eukaryota; Fungi; Ascomycota; Sordariomycetes; Glomerellales; Plectosphaerellaceae.